AAUCUCCCAAAAACCGGCCGGCUCAAUAUUAACAUCUCAAAAGGCGAGGUCCUUCGCACCCAAUUGAGAACAAGACUGCUAUGGCGAUAGAGGCCACAAUAUGUCAGUGAAAUACACAAAAACAUUUCACCAAAAAACAAACUUAAAAAAAAAACAUUCCCGCCCAAACCUUCGGCUUACCGAGCACCAAACACAUCCGAACCACCGUGUUUCUUCAGCAGGCCGAUUUCGCCUGCAUACAACACCAAGAGAAAACGAUGAAAACUCUGAGGCUCCAUUGCCAGGCCAGCGUGUUUAGAACCCCUCACAAAUCCACACUCAAUGUUGGCACAACUCGCUAGAAACACCCCCGUGGCUUCCCGGGCAUGGCUACUGACGCACCAGCGCUUUUUUGCUGUCUCGCAGCGCUCCUCGGCGCCACAAGACGAGCCAUCCCAAACGCUUCCCUCAACGCCUGAAAUGAGGUCCGAAUCCUGGUCCCCCGUUUCGUCCAACGAAAACGCCAUCACGCGGAAGGUCGUGGACAUUACCAGAAAACUUUCGGAAACCGGAAAACCCCCUAUUGCUGUUGACAAGGCCUUCCAGAAGCAGUUCCGUGCGGGCACUAUGUACGAUCCAUUUGACUUCUCCAUGAGCAGAGUCGACAUGGAGAAAACCUGGGACAGAAGAAACCGCAACGCCUACGGCAAAUACCAGAAUGGUGCCAACGAUGUGUUUGAGAAGAAUGGAAUCGACCCGCUUGACUUGUACACGAUGCCGGAGAUCUUGUCCCGCUUCAUUUCUUCCACUGGCCAGGUGUUGCCUCGUGAGAUCACGGGGUGCACCUCCAAAAACCAGAGAAAGUUGGGAAUUGCUGUGAAAAGGGCCGUGGCGCUCGGCUUGUUGUCUGCCACGAACAAGCACUUGAAGUUCACGUCCAGAAGAAUCUUGUAGGGUGAUGUAUAUAGUAACUAAGGAAUUUUGUGAUCAUAGUGCUGUAAAGAGGCUAGGUGAGAAAGGAGGGAGCCUCGCUUUCCAUGACAUCCUGGACUCCCAGUUGAUGUGUGUUUCGGAUGGUUUGGAGCUGGGUGGUCUGACUUGCUGAUUGUGGAUCGAUGCUGACUUUAAGUCAUGAAUCUAGCAGAAGGACUGCAAAUGUUCUACUAGGAGUUGUGACGGUUUAACAUGUACUGUUGUGUUUGCAAGAGGUUCUAUACGCUGAGCAAGUUGUGGAUCUCAGAGGUUGCUUCGGGAGUUCGGAUUUUUGCUGAUAAGCCUCUUGAGAUCAAGAGACAUUAGGGACCAUGGUUACGAGUUUGAGUGAGCUACUAUUCCCAAGGGCUAUACAUUUAUUAGAGGUGUAUAUAUUUAUUAGAGGUGUAUAUAUUUAUUAAAGGUGUA
Messenger RNA from Metschnikowia bicuspidata var. bicuspidata NRRL YB-4993, 1380 nucleotides. Its product is annotated as mitochondrial 37S ribosomal protein bS18m. The record is from RefSeq and is a predicted model, not a curated record. Gene Ontology annotation, molecular function: small ribosomal subunit rRNA binding; structural constituent of ribosome. Gene Ontology annotation, biological process: mitochondrial translation. Lineage: Eukaryota; Fungi; Ascomycota; Pichiomycetes; Serinales; Metschnikowiaceae. Gene Ontology annotation, cellular component: ribosome; mitochondrial small ribosomal subunit. Bases 322 to 933 code for a protein of 203 amino acids. The transcript has a single exon.